Rhinolophus ferrumequinum (greater horseshoe bat) is the source of this 1554-nucleotide messenger RNA. RefSeq names its product cysteinyl leukotriene receptor 1 (gene CYSLTR1). The transcript is spliced from 3 exons. Gene Ontology annotation, molecular function: leukotriene receptor activity. NCBI's taxonomy places the organism in Eukaryota, Metazoa, Chordata, Mammalia, Chiroptera, Rhinolophidae. Bases 439 to 1461 code for a protein of 340 amino acids. The record is from RefSeq and is a predicted model, not a curated record. Gene Ontology annotation, biological process: G protein-coupled receptor signaling pathway. Gene Ontology annotation, cellular component: plasma membrane.
AGCUAAACUUAUGCGUGCUUUAAACAGUUUGAGGACUAAUCCAAAAGAGGAAGAAGAAUCUGUAUACAUUGGCUAGCGUAUGUGCCCUGCCCUCUGACCUCUUAAAAAUAGCAGCAACCCAUCAUUUCCAAGAAGCUUGCCUGAAGAGCAAGCACCCUGUGAAUGGAGUGCACUUUCAGGACCCUCCAGAGUGUUCAGAUUUACUGUGCAGCUCACUAACAACGGUUUGGCUCUCCAAGAAACAGGGAAUUGGAUUUACCGAAAACUUGGUGUUUGCUUCUGAGAGUGAAUGUCAAAGGACCCUAAAGUGCCAGCCUUGAAGGUAGCAGCUUAGGCUUCAUCUGCUAUUACAUAAGAGGAACUGACCACUAACCAGAAUAUUUGUGAAGAGUACUGCAGCACCACAAGGAGGCACCAAGCAGACAUUCCUAGAGAAACAUGGAUGGAGUUGGAAAUCUGACAGUAUCUUCUGCCAGUAAUAACACAUGCAAUGACACUAUUGAUGACUUCCGCAAUCAAGUAUAUUCCACCUUGUACUCUAUGAUCUCUGUUGUGGGUUUCUUUGGUAAUGGCUUUGUGCUCUAUGUCCUCAUAAAAACAUAUCAUGAGAAGUCAGCCUUCCAAAUAUACAUGAUUAAUUUAGCAGUUGCAGAUCUACUGUGCGUGUGUACACUGCCUCUCCGCGUGGUCUACUAUGUUCACAAAGGCAUUUGGCUCUUUGGUGACUUUUUGUGCCGCCUUAGCACCUAUGCCUUGUAUGUCAACCUCUAUUGUAGCAUCUUCUUUAUGACAGCCAUGAGCUUUUUCCGGUGCAUUGCAAUUGUUUUCCCAGUCCAGAACAUUAAUGUGGUUACACAGAAAAAAGCCAGAUUUGUGUGUGCUGGCAUUUGGAUUUUUGUGAUUUUGACCAGUUCUCCAUUUUUAAUGUCCACAUCUUACAAAGAUGAGAGAAACAACACCAAGUGCUUUGAGCCUCCACAGGACAAUCAAGCUAAAAAUCAUGUUUUAAUCUUGCAUUAUGUUUCAUUGUUUGUCGGAUUUAUCAUCCCUUUUAUUAUUAUAAUUGUCUGUUACACAAUGAUCAUUUUGACCUUACUGAAAAAUUCAAUGAAGAAAAAUCUGUCAAGUCGUAAAAAGGCGAUAGGGAUGAUUAUAGUCGUGACAGCUGCCUUUUUGAUCAGCUUCAUGCCAUAUCAUAUUCAACGCACCAUCCACCUUCACUUUUUACACAAUGAAACUAAACCCUGUGAUUCUGUCCUUAGAAUGCAAAAGUCAGUGGUCAUAACCUUGUCUCUGGCUGCAUCAAAUUGUUGCUUUGAUCCUCUCUUAUACUUCUUUUCAGGGGGAAACUUUAGGAGAAGGCUGUCUACAUUUAGAAAGCAUUCAUUGUCCAGCAUGAUUUAUGUACCCAAGAAGAAGACCUCUUUGCCAGAAAAAGGAGAGGAAAUAUUAAAAGAAUAGUGUAAACCCAUCUCCAAUGUAAAUCAAUGAGAGUUUCCCAAGCAUUAUCUCAAAUCAUUUACAACAAAAAUAAGAAUUUCUAUUAAUAAUUUA